Messenger RNA from Penicillium angulare, 783 nucleotides. Its product is annotated as VOC family protein. Lineage: Eukaryota; Fungi; Ascomycota; Eurotiomycetes; Eurotiales; Aspergillaceae. The transcript has a single exon. The record is from RefSeq and is a predicted model, not a curated record. Bases 1 to 783 code for a protein of 260 amino acids.
AUGGCUUCUCCGGCACAAGUCCCCAUUCUUGACCAUUUUGUCAUCCUCGUAUCUCACAAAACUCUCCUGGAAAUCUCCAAAUACACCGAGGGGCAGUUUACUUUAGCACUAGGUGGAAACCAUGCGGACGGGCUGACAACCAACAAGCUGGUUCUUCUCCCAGACGGUGUAUACUUAGAGUUCAUCGCAUUCUUCGACGACGUGGACCCGGAGAGACGUCGCCAACACCGAUGGGGCAACGAAAAAGAAGGAACUAUAAUUGACUGGGCCUUCACUUUGCCUACGGAAGAAGAUUUCAGCGCUGUUCAGCAGAGAUUUCAAAAUGCAAACAUCAAUGUCUCCUAUACAAAUCCCAUCGCGGGUGGUCGCACAAAGCCAGAUGGAACUGUUCUGAAAUGGGCAGUCUGCACCCCUAGAGAUGCUGGAGAUAAGGCUGUGGCCCCAGGAUCUCUGCCAUUUUGGUGUCUUGAUAGAACACCCCGAGGAAAUCGGGUUCCUUAUGAGUCAGAGCCAUAUCUCACUCGACAUCCCAAUGGGGUGCAAGGGGUCUCGUCCGUGUCGGUGCAGGUUCCCACUGGUAGUUCUUUGAAUAUACAGGGUGCCUACGAUGCUGUUUUCAAUGGUGUUUGGAGUUAUAACGUGCCUUCUAGUUCAGCCGCCGGCAAGCGUGCAGUAUCUCUGUCUGAGGGUGAGGCAGGUAUUCGGCUCGUCUUUUAUGGAUCAAACCCUGGUCAGGUACAACUUUUGCCUGGGCUUCUUAUUGAUAUUGAGGUCUCGGAAUAG